UUCAUUGCUGAAAAGUUGUCAGCACUGCAUCGAGUCAGCUUUUCGUACGAGUAGUUCCAAUAUACGUUCGUGCGGUGUGAAUUUAAUUGUUUUCGCUGACAAAAUUAAGUACGAUUUGUUAAUUAAAUUAAGUAAAUCUUUCAAGGGACAUCAAUAAAACAAUGGCUGAUUCUAAGAGUGAGGACUUGGCUACUGCUAUUCUUAAACGCAAAGAUCGCCCUAACCGCUUAAUUGUCGAAGAAGCCACCAACGAUGACAACUCUGUGGUAUCUCUCUCGCAGGCAAAGAUGGACGAGCUCCAGCUAUUCCGUGGCGAUACCGUUAUUCUAAAAGGGAAACGCCGCAAGGAAACCGUGUGUAUUGUACUCUCAGACGAUACUUGUCCCGACAGUAAAAUUCGUAUGAACCGUGUUGUGCGUAACAACUUGUGCGUCCACCUUUCGGACGUUGUUUCCAUUCAUCCUUGUCCAGAUGUAAAAUAUGGCAAGCGUGUUCGUAUUUUACCUAUUGAUGAUACUACCGAAGGUAUUACUGGAAAUCUCUUUGAAAUUUAUUUGAAGCCCUACUUCUUGGAGGCGUACAGACCUAUCCAUAUGGGCGAUAUAUUCAUUGUCCGUGCUGCACUGCGACCAAUUGAAUUCAAAGUAGUCUUAACUGAUCCAGAACCGUAUUGCAUUGUUGCUCCAGAGACGGUCAUAUUUUGCGAUGGGGAUCCUAUCAAAAGAGAGGAAGAGGAAGAGUCUCUUAAUACUGUCGGCUAUGACGAUAUUGGAGGUUGCCGUAAACAACUCGCACAGAUUAAAGAAAUGGUUGAGCUUCCUUUACGUCACCCAUCUCUUUUUAAAGCUAUUGGUGUAAAACCACCAAGAGGCAUUCUUAUGUAUGGCCCUCCAGGUACUGGUAAAACGUUGAUUGCUCGUGCAGUGGCAAAUGAAACUGGAGCAUUUUUCUUUUUGAUCAAUGGUCCUGAAAUUAUGUCAAAAUUGGCCGGCGAAUCUGAGUCAAAUCUUCGGAAAGCUUUUGAAGAAGCUGAAAAAAAUUCACCAGCUAUUAUAUUCAUCGAUGAGAUUGACGCUAUUGCACCCAAACGUGACAAAACUCACGGUGAAGUUGAACGUCGUAUUGUUUCACAAUUAUUGACUUUGAUGGACGGAAUGAAAAAGAGUUCUCACCUUAUUGUUAUGGCUGCUACUAAUAGGCCAAACUCUAUCGACCCUGCUCUGCGACGUUUCGGUAGAUUCGAUCGUGAAAUUGAUAUUGGCAUUCCAGAUGCGACUGGCCGUCUUGAAGUUUUACGCAUCCACACUAAAAAUAUGAAACUAGCUGAUGAUGUAGAUUUGGAACAAAUCGCAUCGGAAACUCAUGGUCAUGUCGGUGCUGAUUUAGCAUCGUUGUGUUCAGAAGCAGCCAUGCAGCAAAUUAGGGAAAAGAUGGAUCUCAUCGACUUGGAAGACGACAAAAUUGAUGCAGAGGUAUUGGCAUCAUUGGCCGUUACAAUGGAAAAUUUCCGUUAUGCCAUGACAAAGUCCAGCCCAUCUGCUUUGCGUGAAACUGUUGUGGAGAUUCCCAAUACUACAUGGAGCGAUAUCGGUGGUUUGGAAAAUGUCAAGAAGGAGUUGCAAGAAUUAGUACAGUAUCCCGUUGAACAUCCAGACAAGUUUUUAAAAUUCGGCAUGCAACCCAGUCGUGGUGUUUUGUUCUAUGGACCGCCUGGUUGCGGUAAAACUUUAUUGGCAAAGGCCAUUGCUAAUGAAUGUCAAGCCAACUUCAUAUCUGUAAAGGGUCCCGAACUACUUACUAUGUGGUUUGGCGAAUCGGAAGCUAAUGUCCGUGACAUUUUUGAUAAAGCUCGUUCAGCUGCGCCUUGCGUGCUUUUCUUCGAUGAAUUGGAUUCUAUAGCAAAAGCUCGUGGUGGAAAUGUUGGGGAUGCUGGCGGUGCCGCUGAUCGCGUAAUUAACCAGAUUCUAACAGAAAUGGACGGCAUGGGAGCCAAGAAAAAUGUGUUCAUUAUUGGAGCAACUAAUCGCCCUGAUAUUAUCGAUCCAGCUAUAUUACGUCCUGGUCGUUUGGAUCAGCUUAUUUAUAUUCCACUUCCUGACGAUAAGUCACGCGAAGCUAUUCUUAAAGCUAACUUAAGGAAGUCACCUUUGGCAAAGGAUGUUGAUCUUUCCUAUAUUGCCAAGGUUACGCAAGGAUUCUCAGGUGCUGACUUGACUGAAAUUUGUCAACGCGCUUGCAAAUUGGCUAUUCGUCAGGCAAUUGAAGCUGAAAUUAAGCGCGAAAAGGAACGUGGUGAAAAUCAAACGUCGGCCAUGGACAUGGAUGAGGAGGAUCCUGUUCCUGAAAUUACUCGUGCUCACUUUGAGGAAGCAAUGAGAUUUGCCCGUCGUUCGGUAUCGGAUAAUGAUAUCAGAAAAUAUGAAAUGUUUGCCCAAACUUUACAACAAUCUCGUGGUUUUGGACAGAACUUUAGAUUCCCUGGAAAUUCUAGCAACACACAGGGAUCUGGUCCAAAUGCACCAGCGAAUCCACCAGGUGACAAUGGAGAUGAUGAUCUAUACAGUUAGAUUUUUAGCUUUAGUUCUUUUUAUAAAAAAAAAAACAUCAAACACAUUUAAUAUACAAAACGAGAAACAAAUAAACAUGCUACAUAACACUCAA
Molecule: messenger RNA, 2661 nt
Organism: Musca domestica (house fly)
Lineage: Eukaryota; Metazoa; Arthropoda; Insecta; Diptera; Muscidae
Gene: TER94
Product: transitional endoplasmic reticulum ATPase TER94
Exons: 6
Coding region: 162-2567 (801 amino acids)
Biological process (GO): autophagosome maturation; mitotic spindle disassembly; retrograde protein transport, ER to cytosol
Cellular component (GO): VCP-NPL4-UFD1 AAA ATPase complex; nucleus; cytosol
Molecular function (GO): ATP binding; polyubiquitin modification-dependent protein binding; ATP hydrolysis activity
Source: RefSeq, a predicted model, not a curated record